CGACUCGGCUACGAACCGAAAUAUUCGGGACGAGGGUGUUAACGAUACUACGGAACCGCUAAGGUCUAGAGCCCGCUAGAAGGCUAGAAGGGUACAUUGUUCUAUGGCUUGGUCGCAGUCGGUUGCAGAUUGCAGCCGUCCAUGGUCCAUGGUUCCAAUUAAGGGCCGUAGCAAGGAUAACGUGGUUCGCUGGGCUCGCGUGGGAUUAAUCCUAGUCAGCUUGAUGUUGCAUCUUGCAUUACUAUGUCUGGUACACUAUCUCGGUAGGCCUUUUGGGGGGCGACCAGGUCUUUGCGAUCUCGAGAGAUUUUGCAUUUUGAUGUUUUCUAUGUUAAGUCUUUCCGUCUUUUUGCGAGCCUCAUUUGUUUAGCAAGAUCGAAUAACACACAUAUAUGCAUUAAUUUAUAGAAGAAACAACUUGUUUGGUUCCGGGAAUGCCAUCAUAACCGUUCGAGC
Daldinia loculata is the source of this 456-nucleotide messenger RNA. RefSeq lists its product as uncharacterized. The record is from RefSeq and is a predicted model, not a curated record. The coding region runs from base 104 to 370 and encodes 88 amino acids. NCBI's taxonomy places the organism in Eukaryota, Fungi, Ascomycota, Sordariomycetes, Xylariales, Hypoxylaceae. The transcript has a single exon.